AUGGGUUCAGGUUACGGGCCAAAAAUUAAACAUUUCUGGUGGCGACUUCUUCAUAAUGCCCUUCCAGUUGCAGAGACUUUGGCUCACAGGCACUUACGGGUCUCACAAGAAUGCUUAUUCUGCGGUGAAGCAAGAGAGUCUGUUUCUCAUAUCUUUUUCCAAUGUCGUGUGGCAAAAGAAAUUUGGGAGUUAUCGCCGGUUCACAUUGUUGCAGAUGCCUCUUGGAUAAAUCAAGAUAGUAAAAUUGGUGUUGGGUGGACGCUACAUGACUCGCAUGGCCGAUUUAUACUUCAAGGAAGUGCAUCUUUAGAACCAACUCAAUCAGUCCUUGAAGCAGAAGCUCUUGCGCUUAGGGAAGCUUUGAUUCAUCUAAAGCGGCUCAACUACCAGAAUGUCACAUUUUGUGGAGACUCUUACUCUUUAUAUGGAUAUCUGGAAGGCAAUAUGCAAAAGAAGUUUCAGAUCAGGGGACCAAGCGAAAUUCAAGCUUAUCUGCAGGAUAUUUCAAAGUUAGCCCAUGUUUCUUACCAAUUCCGUUUCAUUAAUAGAGCAGCUAAUGUUUUAGCUGAUACCUUAGCCAGAGAAGCACGUAUUAAUGAUUCUCCAUAUGUUAUCUCAUGGGUUCUAUAGUUGUAAGGCAUAAACUGUAGUAUAUGGCUGUGUAAACUCUACUUUCUUUAAUGAAAUUUAAGGUUGACAAAAAAAAAAAAAAUUAAAAGU
Arabidopsis lyrata subsp. lyrata is the source of this 720-nucleotide messenger RNA. RefSeq lists its product as uncharacterized. The record is from RefSeq and is a predicted model, not a curated record. The coding region runs from base 1 to 630 and encodes 209 amino acids. Lineage: Eukaryota; Viridiplantae; Streptophyta; Magnoliopsida; Brassicales; Brassicaceae. Gene Ontology annotation, molecular function: RNA-DNA hybrid ribonuclease activity; nucleic acid binding. The transcript is spliced from 3 exons.